AUGGCCGCCCCCCGCUCAACCUCUCUCCGCGUCCUGCGCCAGCUCUCCCAGCAUUCCGCUGCUCCUGCCCGUCGUGGCCUGCACAUCACCGGCGUCCAGUCCGCCCAACCCGCCAACCCGGCCGACAAGGCUUCUAUGUAUGCGGCUCGCAGCCUGCCCGACCUGAAGCUCGAGUGCCAACGUCGCUCCAUCCGUGCUGCUGGCAGCAAGUCGGAGCUCGUUGAGCGCCUCUCCAACCACGAUGCCCUGCAGACCCGCGCCUUUAGCAUCGCCAUGCGCCGCAUUAACCCCAAUGCUUUCUCUGAAACCCGCCAAUUCAACACCUCCCGCUCCUCAAGUGCAGUCGGCGACACCUCCCCCGUCGACUUCAUCUACAUGCCAACAAUGUCCGAAAUGGAAACUCCCUCCGUCAGGUGGACAUCCCCCCAAAUCCCGGUCCUUCCCGACAUGCACUCCCUACCCGCCGACACACCCUCCGCCCCACCCAUGAAGCCGCAGAUCUACACCGUUGCCGGCUCCGGCGCCGACGUCGCGGCCAGCCCCAUGUCCGAGGUCGUGGACAACCAUGCCGUCGAUAUCGACCCUUUCUCGCUGACCGAGGCUGUUGGUCGCUCGCGCGUUGGUGAGGAGAUGAACCGCCGGACGAAUGGGGAGACCUCGACAGAAUCGGGUGUUGUGCGUGAGUUGUGGACGGGAUUUUUGGAUGAUGUGCUUGGGCCAAAGCAGGUCGCUAGGAAGUAA
Molecule: messenger RNA, 741 nt
Organism: Penicillium argentinense
Lineage: Eukaryota; Fungi; Ascomycota; Eurotiomycetes; Eurotiales; Aspergillaceae
Product: SAP domain-containing protein
Exons: 3
Coding region: 1-741 (246 amino acids)
Source: RefSeq, a predicted model, not a curated record